Molecule: messenger RNA, 2429 nt
Organism: Ceutorhynchus assimilis (cabbage seed weevil)
Lineage: Eukaryota; Metazoa; Arthropoda; Insecta; Coleoptera; Curculionidae
Source: the annotation of a GenBank genome assembly
CGCGCACCCGUUCCGGUGAGUGCCAAAUAUGGUUCAAUCUCGGGUUUCACCGACGGCCAAAUCGAGAGUAAACCGGCGCGACGCGGAGCAGAGGGCGUCGCGACGCCCAAAAAUAAUCUCAUCCUGCUCCUGGCCUAUUCAAAAUUAUCGGCCUUGUACGGCCAGUACGCGUCGGUUCCCUGGGUAAAAUCCCCUUAAACUGGAAAAAAUCAAAAAAAUUUACUGUGAUAUUAGGAUAAAUAAUUUUUAAUUGAAUUAUGAUUGAAAAAAUGCAUUCAGACGACAUUGAGGCGGCUCCAACUUGUCCGGAACUGGUUCAAUUAUCAGACAAAAUGACAUUUACAAAAGCCACUACGCUUAUUAGUCCAGAAAAUUUAUCCAGAUUAACGCCACAAUCACAAUCCUGCAACAGUCCGCCAAAAUUCAUCAACCUGGAAGACGACAUCGAAAAAGUCGAAAUAAACAGUAAUUCUUCAUCGUCGUCACUGGACACUGACUUAUUACAAGACAUUUCCGCGAUCCCGCAGGAAAACCCUACCGAAUCGGUAAAAAAUUGGCUAAAAAAAAUCACCGAAAUCCAAAAUGGGGCCAUCAAAAAGCCGCAACCGCCCCCAACGCCGUCCAGAGUGAUGAAAUACCAAGAUCUACCCUACAUGGGUGAAAUCACGCUGGACAACUCCAAGCCCCGCAGGGGCAGGAAACCGAAAAAGGCCGACAUUUGCCAUUUGAUUUACAAAAAUUACGGCACUAUUUUUCCCGGAACUCCAAACCCCAACAGCUAUUUGGAAAAAUCCAAGCAAAAACCCCAACCAAACAAAAACCAUCAAGUUCAAAAUAAAAUUAUCAGUAGUUUGCUUGAAAAAAGGCUGACGCAAAAGGACCAAAACGAACCGAUGAAUCUUUGCGUCAGAGAUUUGGAUCAUUUGAAAAUAAGAUUGCCAGAUGUUAAAUCGGAACCUCAGUCUGAUGACGAUGUCGAGAUUCUCACCCCUUUGCCAGCUUUAAAUGUUAAAGCUGAACUUAGAGCUACACCUGACAGUGUGUCCACUUCGGAUACUGAUGGACAAAAUUCACCUGGAGCUGGAAACUACGUCUAUUGGCCAAACACAGGACUGUUUAUUCAUCCUAUGGCCCUUCAACAGCAACUAAUGAUGUACCAAAGACUAGCGGGCAACAUGAAUUACACCCUUCCGAGUAGUCACAGUCCUAGACCGCCUCCAGCUUCUACGGCCAUCAGCGAACCACCAGAACCUCUAAGAAAAAUAGUACCGAAAACUGUUGUUCAUCAUCACGAGACCAAAGCGAAACGGAACGCUAGUGCUAGUGCCGGUACGAGUAGUGAUAAAACUCCCGCCAAAAGAAAAAGAUCGGCUAUUUUUAUUCCUCCCAUACCUGCCGAAGCUACGAAUCCCGCUACGGAAGUUAGCAUUUGCAAGUUUAAGUUUACCGGAGGCGCCAAGCCGAGCUUGCAGGAAAAGAAAAUGUUGUCAGUGGAUUCGGGAGGGAAUUUUCGAUAUUACAGCGGUACUGGUGACAAGAGCAUGCGCGGCUACGAAUUUUUCCCGAGAGAAACUCUCCAGCAACAAAUCGGCAACAACGCGCAAGGCUCCAGCACUGGAGCUUUUCUCCAAGCCAGCGGCGAAAAAAUCUACGCGUCUCCUCCCGUAGAAAUCGCUUCCUCGACCUCGGACUUUCUCCUCACUCCAGACCUACCCGCCGCAAUCCCCCAGGAGCAAAACGUCAGGAACAACAAAAAACGAAAAUCCAGGAAAUCGGUGCAACGAGAAAAACUGGAAAAAACGUUCAAGGAAAAGGGAUUUUUGAUACAAACGCAACAGCUGGAAUCGGCGGAGGGCGCCACUUAUUGUAAAUUCAGGCAGUUAAGGAAGUUCACGCGCUACUUGUUCCGAUCCUGGAAGGAUUAUUUGCCUGGAAAUGUGAGAGAGCUUAGCGAAAACGAACAGCUGGAGUUGCAACACGCCGAACAAUCAGCUUCAGCUGCCGGACUAGAAAUUCCAGAUGCCAUUGAAAAUUUGACAGGCGACAAUAAGUGAUUUUGUUUUUGUAAUUUCUAAAUUAUUAUUCGCCCCUAGAUCAAUCUAAAAUAAGUCUGAAAAUAUGAAUUUAAUAAAAAGCAUUUCAAGUAACAUUUUACUAAAACUUGUGUGUUUUUUUUUUAUUACGUUAUUGUAAAAAUGUAGAUAUUAAUAACAAGUAACCAAAGAUUUGCAAAAAUUAUUGUAUAAAAAAACAAUUAUAGGUAAUACGAUGCUAAUGAGAAUUUCGGCCCUGUGGGCUUGAUUUUGUAUAUUAUUAUUAUUAUUGUUAUUUUUUAGGUGAUUUUUUUGUCUAAUCUAGUCGAUUUUGUUGUAGAGCAAUUUUUAAUUAUUCUAUUUGUUAAUUCAAUAAAAAAAAAUAUUUGUUCUUAA